Messenger RNA from Sinocyclocheilus grahami, 810 nucleotides. Its product is annotated as transmembrane protein 177-like. Gene Ontology annotation, cellular component: membrane. NCBI's taxonomy places the organism in Eukaryota, Metazoa, Chordata, Actinopteri, Cypriniformes, Cyprinidae. The record is from RefSeq and is a predicted model, not a curated record. The annotation marks the transcript as partial. The transcript has a single exon.
GGCAUCCCAGCCAACUUCAACAGCACCACUGAUGAUCCAUCAGGCAUCACCAACCGCACUAUUCUCCUCAAUGGCAAAGAGUUGGAGUGGGACAGUGAUUCAGGUGUUGCUCUCAAAAACUCCCUGGUGUUCUCUCCGGAGGCACAGAAGUUUGCUAUAGCCCGAGAAGUGGCCCGACUGGGGGCUGGGGGUCCCUUGUUUCACGCUGCAGUGGCUCCAGCAUGUCUGGCAUGGGCUUGUAUAUAUAGCGUAGCCCUCAAGCAGAUCUUUGGGCUCCAGGCUGGGUCCAUCAUCUUCAGGGCUGGUGUUAAUGUGGUUGCCGUGGGUUUAGGAGUCGUGUCUUAUAUCCUGGCUUCUGAUGCUCUGAGCCAGUGGUUGGACUAUAGCUCAGACCACCGUGCAGCAUGUCUGUCAAGUGAUUAUGCAAAGGGUGGCUUUGAGUUCUAUGACAAAAUCUUGACACGGAACAAGACCCUGCGCUCUCUAAUGGGCUCAAAAGGGGAAGAGAUGUACGCCCACAGUGGAAACUUGUUUCCUGGACAUCUGCUGCAACUCAGACAUGCCCCUUACACAUCUAGACGGGAUAGGAUUUUAAAUCUUUUAAAAAAUUAUAAAGUAUGAACUGUCUGAAAUGAAUAUAUUUAAAAGCAUGUAUGUGCUUACAUUAGCUAUUGGAUUCUUCCAUGUGAAAACCAUACUGCGAUACUGCAUUUGAAUGUGAGACUGUAUAUGUACAGUGCUUUUGAAAUGGUGCAACACACCUUUAUAUAACUUGUCUUCCCUUUCUCACAAGUAAACAAUUUACCUUAA